CUUUCCCCGACGUCACCUACUCCCGUCCAUCCAUUUCGCACCACCCGCUCAAAAUGAAGCUCGUCUACAUCGGAGUCCUGCAAAAUGCGCAAACCCCGGCGGUCGAGCUCUGCGCCGAACGCGAUCUGAGCAGCUAUUCGCGCUUCACCAGAAACAGCAUCUCCGAGUUCACCACCAUGUUCAGCAAGACUGUGGCCGAACGCACGAAACAGGGCCAGAGACAGGAUAUCCAGGAACAAGAUUUCACCUUCCACGUCUACGCUCGCACCCAGGGGAUUGCCGGCGUCAUCAUCAGCGACAAUGAAUACCCCUCCCUGGCCGCCCAUCAGAUCCUGUCCAAGAUGCUCGACGAGUUCCUCGCCCAGCACCCCAACGCGGGGGCCUCACGUGACCCCGUCUCCUUCCCGGCGCUCAAGACCUACAUUACCUCCUACCAGGACCCGCACCAGGUGGAUAGCAUCAUGAAGAUCCAGAAGGAGCUGGAUGAGACCAAGAUUGUGCUCCAUAAGACCAUCGAGAGUGUAUUGGAACGAGGCGAGAAGAUCGAUGAUCUGGUGUCGAAGAGUGAGGGGCUGAGCGCGCAGAGCAAGAUGUUCUACACAUCGGCCAAGAAACAGAAUUCGUGCUGCGUGAUCAUGUGAUUUCGUAUUCCGUGUCCCCUCAUUCCCACUGCGAUUUUUGUCUUUGAACAUCUGUCUGGUUCUUGCACGCAGCCUACGCCAGCUGUCUUUUCUUUUUUAUAUCUUUUUCUUUUUCCUUAUUUUAUUUUAUUUUAUUUUAUUUUCUUCUCUUUUCUUUUAUCUUGUUCCCCCUUUUUUUUUUCUUGAAUCUUUCUCCAGAGCGUUUUCUUGCCAGUCCAUGCUUGGCAUUCGUCUCGUCCAUUGCAAGGGAGGUACACUUAGUUGGAGGGGAGGUUCCGAGUAGAUCUUUGCUAGGAUGAUCCGGCCACCAUAGCCGCCAGAUUUUAAUGCGACCAUUUCCUGAUCACGUGCUUUAUCA
This is a messenger RNA of Aspergillus candidus, 999 nucleotides long. RefSeq names its product palmitoyltransferase YKT6. Bases 54 to 641 code for a protein of 195 amino acids. Gene Ontology annotation, molecular function: SNAP receptor activity. NCBI's taxonomy places the organism in Eukaryota, Fungi, Ascomycota, Eurotiomycetes, Eurotiales, Aspergillaceae. The transcript has 5 exons. Gene Ontology annotation, cellular component: membrane; Golgi apparatus. Gene Ontology annotation, biological process: endoplasmic reticulum to Golgi vesicle-mediated transport. The record is from RefSeq and is a predicted model, not a curated record.